AUGACAUCCAAACAACACGAACGACCUAGUACUGGUUUUAAUUCAGAAUGCGAUAUACGCAAUGCGCAAGAAGGUUUUGGAACAUGCGGUUGGAUUCUGGUCGCACUAUCUUAUUUCCUAUGUCUUGUAACAUUUCCCUUUUCGCUCUGUGUGACAGUCAAAGUUGUACAAGAAUACGAGAGAGCAGUUAUUAUGCGUCUCGGUCGAAUACUUUCUGGUGGUGCCAAAGGUCCAGGUUUAUUUUUUGUGCUGCCUUGUGUUGAUUCAAUAAUGAAGGUUGAUUUACGAACAGUUACAUUUGAUGUUCCUCCUCAAGAAAUUCUGACGCGAGAUUCCGUGACUGUAUCAGUUGAUGCUGUUGUUUAUUUUCGAAUAUUUAAUCCUAUAAUCAGCGUAACCAAUGUGGAAAACUCACGUUAUUCAACACAAUUACUUGCUGCAACAACACUUCGCAAUAUUUUAGGUACAAAGUCAUUGCAAGAAAUUUUAUGUGAUCGUGAAAAUAUUUCACAUUCAAUGCAAGUGCACCUGGACGAAGGAACAGAUCCAUGGGGUGUUAAAGUUGAACGUGUAGAAAUUAAAGAUGUUCGUCUUCCUGUUAAUAUGCAACGUAGUAUGGCUGCUGAAGCUGAAGCUGCUCGUGAAGCUCGUGCUAAAAUAAUUGCAGCUGAAGGUGAACACAAAGCGUCAAGAGCGUUAAAAGAAGCUGCGGAUGUGAUCAAUGAAAGUCCAAUAGCACUACAAUUACGUUAUCUUCAAACGUUAACACAUAUAUCAGCAGAAAAAAAUUCUACGAUUGUUUUUCCAAUACCUGUCGAACUCUUACGAUUAAUGAAAAGUCGAAGUGAGAUGCGCAUGACUACUGGCUUAUAG
Molecule: messenger RNA, 873 nt
Organism: Rotaria socialis
Lineage: Eukaryota; Metazoa; Rotifera; Eurotatoria; Philodinida; Philodinidae
Source: the annotation of a GenBank genome assembly